UGACGUCAUGGCGUGAUGGUCUCGAGGGUAUAUAAGGCAGGUGUCCCAGUGCCUCAAGCAUCAAUCCACCGUCAGCAGUGGAGGAAAGUACAUCUUGGUGUUCCUGCUGACUGCUGCGGCUUCUUCUCCGUCAGUAGCUUCAUUCCCUUCAAGAUGAGGCUUCUCAUCGCCGUGGUCCUCCUCUCGGCCCUCCUGGUGGUGCAUGUAGGGGCGGGACGUCUCGGGGAGGAAAGGGAGGUGGGUUUGGCGGCGGUGGCGGCGGCGGCAUUGGCGGAGGUUUCGGCGGCGGUGGAGGUAUUGGAGGAGGUUUCGGUGGUGGUGGCGGCGGUGGCGGUGGUGGCGGCUUUGGUGGUGGAUAUGGUAAUGGCGGCGGUAGUGGCGGAGGAAUUGGUGGCGGCGGUGGCGGCGGACACGGCAAUGGUGGGUCUGGUUGCGGGCAUGGCGGCUGUGGACAUGGUGGGGGCGGCUCCGGCGGCGGAAUCGGUGGCGGCGGCGGCGGCGGACACGGCAAUGGCGGCUCUGGUUGCGGACAUGGUGGUUGUGGACACGGUGGCGGUGGCUCUGGCGGUGGAUUUGGCGGCGGCGGCGGCUCCGGCGGCGGCUCCGGCGGCGGCUUCGGCGGCGGCGGUGGAGGUGGACAUGGGAAUGGUGGUUCCGGCUGCGGCCACGGCGGCUGUGGCCAUCAGACUGGAGGUUCCGGUGGAGGAUUUGGUGGAGGAGACAGUUAUGGCAAGUAAACAACUCACGCCAUGAUGCAAGGAGAGGGGCCUGGAUGUUCCUCAGUCUCCAUUCCUCCUCGUCAUCCUCCUGCUCUUCUCCUUCCUACACACUAUCUCCUCGCUGUUCCUCCUCCUCUUCUUCCUGCUCCUCCUUAUCAUCUUUCCGAAUCACGUCUUGACUCAACAAUAAAAUGCUUCUUAGCAAA
Messenger RNA from Portunus trituberculatus (swimming crab), 925 nucleotides. RefSeq names its product angiomotin-like. The record is from RefSeq and is a predicted model, not a curated record. The transcript is spliced from 4 exons. Lineage: Eukaryota; Metazoa; Arthropoda; Malacostraca; Decapoda; Portunidae. Bases 16 to 753 code for a protein of 245 amino acids.